AGUUUAUGUUUACGCUCGCUGCAGUUCGGUUUGGUCGCGCGGUUCGCCUUCUCCUGAAGACGCGGAGUGAAGUGAUUUGGAUAGGUAAACUUUUAAAUUACAAACUUUUUAUUCUAGCAACAAAAGUAAAAUAAUACAAGCUAAAGAACGAAAGAAAGAAAUCGAAAAGCAGAAAGUGAAAAUAAAAUAAAUGAUAUAACACUAAAUCUAUCAACAAGCCUGCAAGUUUUGUUGAAAAUUCUCAAAGUGAUGAUGAUUCUUAUUCAAGUGAAGUGAAUUGCAUUCUGAAGUCUAAUAAACGGUAUUCGGUGAUAUGAUAAACACUUCGAUGGCGACGUUUUAUGCAACUACGAUGGAUAAAUGUUACAAAGCAACGCUGGUGGUGCUAAUUGGAAUAACAAGCUGUUAUGCAUUGCUGGAUGUUUCAGGAAUUGAUCCGAAAUUUAGUGCACCGAUAGCGAACGUAACCGUACCGGUGGGACGCGAAGGAGUGAUGACGUGUACGGUGCAUGAUUUGUACAAAUACAAGGUCGCCUGGUUACGGGUGGAUACGCAGACGAUUUUAACAAUCGAAACACUCGUGAUAACGAAAAGCGAGAGGAUAGCGAUCACGCACACGGAGCAACGGAUCUGGCAGCUCAGGAUCAAAGACAUACGCGAGUCGGACAAGGGUUGGUACAUGUGCCAGAUCAAUACGGACCCGAUGAAGAGCCAGAUGGGGUACUUGAAUGUAGUCGUGCCACCAGACAUUUUGGACUAUCCCACCAGCCAGGACAUGGUGGUGCUGGAGGGUACCAACGUAACGCUUACCUGUGCCGCAACGGGCGUCCCCGAGCCGACGGUCACCUGGAAGCGAGAAGGGGAGAAAUCUGUCACAUCCGUGGAGAAUUCCGGAAUAACGAGCCACGAUGGAGCGAUGCUGCACAUCUACCAAAUCGAGCGGCACAACGCCGGUUCCUAUCACUGUAUCGCAUCAAACGGCGUGCCACCGACGGUCAGCAAACGAAUUAUCGUAACAGUCAACUUCCAACCGAUUAUACGAAUACCGACGCGCCAGUACUACGCCGAGCUGGGCGGCCGGGUCAUUCUCGAGUGCCACAGCGAAGCCCAACCGAACUCCAUCAACUACUGGAUGAAGGGCAAGGGAGAAAUCAUCCUCCAGGGUGGCACGUACGACUCCACGCUCGAGGAUCACGUGUUCAAGGUGACGAUGAAAAUCACCAUUCGGCUCGAGAAGGUGUCCGACUUCGGUGUGUACAAAUGUGUGGCCAAAAACUCCCUCGGCACCACGGAGGAGUCGGUGAAAGUGUACCGCAAGACCUCCAAAACGAACAAACAGGUGGAGAAUCAGGUCAUUCAGCAGUCGAACUAUCUCGGGUCGACGACGUACGUCAAGAACUAUACCGAUAAUAAAAUCAACGAUAUUCUGCUAACCGCAUCGGCCGCUUCUUCCAGCGGGGCCAGCAUUUCCGGUGAUUGGCUAGCGAUGGUUCUCGCUGCUGUCGCGGUGAGAGUUUUAUGAUAAGGCACCGUAUUGCUACUUCUCCCGACUGCAGGGAGCAUUAACAAAUGUUAUACGAAUUACAAAUUGCAUAUGUGCAUAUAGCGGUAUUACUAUGUUAGCAGCGAAUGUAUCACUGUUUCCCCUGGGCAAAUGUACAUUGUUCUCCUGUUGUACGAACAGCAAUAAAUGGCAGUAAAACCUA
Messenger RNA from Anopheles stephensi (Asian malaria mosquito), 1706 nucleotides. Its product is annotated as opioid-binding protein/cell adhesion molecule homolog. The record is from RefSeq and is a predicted model, not a curated record. Gene Ontology annotation, cellular component: neuron projection. Lineage: Eukaryota; Metazoa; Arthropoda; Insecta; Diptera; Culicidae. The coding region runs from base 314 to 1522 and encodes 402 amino acids. The transcript is spliced from 7 exons.